GUAUCACAUGGCAGUUUGUUCCUUGUUUGAGGGGUUUUUUUGGUUGGUUGGAUUUUUGUAAGGGGGUUUCUUUUGGUUGGUUGAGUUUUUUUUUUUCUUUUCUUGGGGGAGGGUUUCAGUGUGUUCUUUUUUUUCCUUGGGUUUUUUUUUUUUAACCUAAAAUCAAUAUUUUGGACCCAGAGAUCUACUUACUAUAAGUCCCUGGUAAUAUUCAUAAAUACUGUGAAAAGGCAUGUACAAGUAGUAGACCUACAGUUCUUAGGGUUUUGAGAAGUUUUGUCUUUGACUGUUUAAGUACUGAAGUAGAAGGAAGUAGGAUCAUUUUCCUCUUGUAUUAUUGUUCAGCAUAUUUCUUUCAAAGACAAGGAAGUUUAGCUAGCUUUCAUUUUGUUGCUGUCAAAAAUAAUAGCACUGACUUAACUGAGAUUCUCAUCCUGGUUUUUAGCAAGUAUUUAUCAAGCUACCUAUAGCUUUCCUGAAUUUUGUCAACUAUAGUAUAUAAUACUGUUUUGCAACAUUUAAGUAGCUGUAACAACUUCUAAAAUAAGGAAAACCUAUUUUGUGUCUCAGGGAGAUGUGUAAAUUUAGAAAACCCCCAAAAUCUGAGUCUUUUAGCAUUUCUCUAUAUCGUUGAUAAUCUUGUUUGCAGGUAUAAUGGAAAAAAAGGUGAAAAAACGACUUUUGUAAGAAAUUUAGACAAAAGUAUGUAUUUGUUCAGCAGUUAGACUUUCUGCUGCAGACCAAUUUGAUAUCAAUAUAUUAACAUCUUUUUACCCAAUUUGUGUAUUUCAUUAGAAAUGAAAUAAAAACCAGCAAAACCAAUACACAAAUCCCCCCCACAAAAACCCACACCAGAACCCUAAAAAACCUGUUCAGAUCCUGUAGCCGCUACAGUAGAAGCACUGUGUUUCCUUGUUGGUGUGGUGCUUGAAGAAUCCCUGUUCAAGUACUGCUAAUGUGGGCUCCCAGAGGAGAGUCCUGGAAGGGUCUGCCCUUGUCACAAGACCAUUCUUCUGGGUAUUGAGUCGCCUGCUCCUCGGGAGUCUUUGCUCUGACUGUGCUUUUCUUGUCCUGCAGAAUCCGUGCCCCCCUGCGAGUACCACACACCUGCUGCUGUUAGCAGGUGUACCACAGCCCUGUGUCGCACAGAGAGGCCAGAUCAGCAUUGCCCUGUGACCAGCCUGUGGGGAAACAAGCCUUGAAUGGGUUUUGGGAACAGCCCCUUCAUUGUGAUUAAGGAAACAGCUGCUUUUAAUUUUCUAUCUUCCUUGAUAAAAGUUAAAAUGCCUGAUUAUGCACAUGCUUUUUGGAAAAAAAAUAACGGUGACUUGGUUUAUGUAAAGGCAAUUGCAUGUAUAGAUUGGGAGUUACUGUUUUAAUUUUCCUUUUAGGUUAACAGUAAAUAAAGUUAGCUUUUUCAGAGGAAGUAGCUCAGAUUCUGUCUUCAACAACAUGACGAGCCAGACAGAAAAUAAAACCUCAACUGCCCUAAAUCUAUUAAAAUACAUACAUUUUACAAUGAGAUACAUGUCUGAAACGUGGCACAGGCAGUUACCAGCUGAAAAAGAUUCUAUACAGAGGAUCAAAAAAAUGUAGAAAGCCUAAUGAAAAGGGACAGCCUGGUUUUACAGUCUGGCAGGAGGAUAGCACUGAGAUUAGGGGAUUGAGCAAAAAGCCGGCGUGCAGAAUUGCGGGUUUUUAUAUAAUGGCUUUAGUAAGUAUCCUUUAGGACCCAGUGGAAAUGUUCAGUGAGGCAAACUUGGCGAGUAAUGGCCAAUCAUUAAUUGGUGAUGAGGGAAAAGCUGUGCGCGGGAAGCCCCUGAGAGCCUGUGGAAUGCAUCACGCCGGGAAGGCAGCGUUAGUGCCGCUGAUCGCCGACCAACGCGACGCGCCAGAAUCAGAGCUGAUUCAAUGUUUAAGCCCGGGGGGACUUGUACUGCAGGAGGUCACUGGAGUGCAGAGUGCCCGGCUCCCAUUUCCAGCAAGAUGCCUUAUUUCACAAAACUCCUUUUAUUAAUCUUCUGCUUAGUUCUUCUUGUGGAAAGCAGAAAGCACAGGAGGAGGAGGUGGACGAGCCAUUCGGAUGUGCAGAGGGCAAGUCACAUCUUUAAGAAGAACCGCGACUUGACCAAGGCCUGGAAAGGAAAGACAGACCAGCUUCUCAGAGUCGACGAACAUGACUUCACCAUGCGGCCGGCCUUUGGAGGCCCUGCGAUUCCUGUUGGGGUGGAUGUGCAAGUUGAAAGCUUGGAUAGUAUUUCUGAGGUUGACAUGGAUUUCACCAUGACCUUGUACUUAAGGCACUACUGGAAGGAUGAGCGUCUUUCGUUUCCAAGCACCAACAACAAGAGCAUGACAUUUGAUGGCAGGCUGGUGAAGAAGAUCUGGGUCCCUGAUGUCUUCUUUGUGCAUUCCAAGAGGUCCUUCAUUCACGACACCACCACGGACAACAUCAUGCUGCGAGUGUUCCCCGAUGGGCACGUCCUCUACAGCAUGAGGGUCACAGUGACAGCAAUGUGCAACAUGGACUUCAGCCACUUCCCCCUGGACUCUCAGACAUGUUCUCUGGAGCUGGAAAGCUAUGCUUACACUGAUGAAGAUCUGAUGCUGUAUUGGAAAAAUGGGAAUGAAUCUCUGAAAACUGACGAAAAGAUUUCUUUGUCUCAGUUUUUGAUACAAAAAUUCCACACCACAUCAAGACUGGCUUUCUACAGUAGCACAGGUUGGUACAAUCGCCUCUACAUAAACUUCACGUUACGCCGACACAUCUUCUUCUUCCUGCUCCAAACCUACUUCCCUGCCACUCUCAUGGUCAUGUUGUCCUGGGUGUCCUUCUGGAUCGACCGACGAGCAGUUCCUGCCAGAGUCUCUUUGGGGAUAACCACCGUGCUGACCAUGUCCACAAUCAUCACCGGGGUGAAUGCCUCCAUGCCUCGUGUUUCCUACAUCAAAGCAGUGGACAUUUACCUGUGGGUCAGUUUUGUGUUUGUCUUCCUCUCGGUGUUGGAGUACGCGGCUGUGAAUUACCUGACAACGGUGCAGGAGCGGAAGGAGAGGAAGCUGCGGGAGAGGUUUUCAUGUUCAUGCGGAAUACCUCACUCGAAAACUAUGAUGCUGGAUGGAAACUACAGUGAAUCUGAUGCCAACAGCCUGGCAGGGUAUACAAGAAACCAGAUGGUACCAGAAGAAGAAAAACCAGAAAAGAUGGUUGUGCAUUUAGCUAUGAGCAAUGAAUCUAAUUCAUCAAGGAAGAGAGGCCUGAAGGGCCAUGUGGGCUUGCGCAUCAUCCAGAACACUCAUGCAAUUGAUAAAUAUUCAAGAUUAAUAUUCCCAGGCACCUAUAUAUUUUUUAAUUUGAUAUAUUGGUCUGUCUUCAGCUAAGCAUGCUGGCACAGCAGUGAAUGACUCAGAGGACAUCUACGAAACACUCUUUUGUUGGUACUUUUUUGUCUAAAAGCAAAGCUAGAACCUGAUUAUUUUAUUGCUUCUUUGAAGGGUAAAUGGGAGGACACAUCCUCCAAUUCCAUGUGCAGGCCUCAUGGAGGAACUUGCUGUGCUGGUUGGUUUCCAGCCCACCCCCCUACUCCCGUUUGCUUUAUGACACACGCCAUUUCUCAUACUUGAAAAUACGUAUUCACCAUACACCCAAAAUGUGCUGGAUGCUUGUUUGGGGCUGGCCACGCUGGUGGUGCCUGCUGUGCAAUGGACAACCAAAGACAGUGCUCAUGUGAGCUGUAAGGAAUUAAAGAAAUGCAAUUUGUGUGGGGAGGUCUGGACAGUGCUUCUUUAAGGAAACUGAAUGAGCACUUUCCUCUACUUUUGAGAAAAUGUUUUUGUUUUUUCUUUGGCAUAUAAACAUAACUUUUUCAUUGUUUUGUGAAGAAUACCUCCUUUAAGGGAACAGAUUCUGCCUGUUGUCUGCAUAGGACAGUUCCAUUAGGACAGCUGUCUGGCCAGGAUCAGCUGGGCUGGUUACAGAGCACAGGUGAUAUGUUUGAGUCAGUGUUUUUUUGAGUCAGGGUUUUUUUUUUAGAUUACAAAGAGCAACCCACAGACAAACUGCACAUCCCAAUGUGCCUCUCCCAAUCAACACAAUGCCCUUCUGUUCAGGCAUUUGGGAUCAAAAGGGAUACGUCUGCCAGAACCUCUCUGCAGAAACGGAGGCAUGCCAGAGAUUAAAUAGCCAAGAAUAAUACUGUGGGUCCAAGGUCGGUGUAAGUCCUUUGAAGCUGCUACACAACAUUGUAACAAGCUUAUGUGCUUGGCAGUUCUUUUCCUAUCCUGUGAUAUCUCCCUUUCCUUUACUAACAACACUGACAGCAAAACCCACGUGUAGAAAUGUGAUAGCAACAAGACAGUGAUGCUCAGGUUUGUGUGCUCCUUAUUUUAAGAAAACACUAUGAAUUUUUGGCUGUCGUGGAAAUUAUGUACAUCAAAACACUUGUUUACGAAGCUGAAGCUGAGCAGUGGCAGAAGAUCCUCAAGUGUGAAGAGCCAGGACCAAGGUUAGAAUAAAGAAAAAGCAAACAAAAAUGCUGAUUUAGUUACUGAUCUAACUGUAAUUAUUUGUCAACACAUGAAAUUUUCUGCUUACCACAGUAGGAAUUCUUACAUCCUAAAUCUCAGGGGAUGUAGAAAGUAGCAGAGAAAUGUCAGCUCUUGGCUGUCAACAAUACCCAGGUUUUUUUCCCUUGUGCCUCAAAUAUUACUGCCUAAGUCAAGCUGGUGAUGGCACUGAUUUAGUGGAAACAAAAUUGAUGAGAGAAGCUAAAAUUAACAACUAUGUUCCCCUUUAAUCAGCCCUUUUAAUAACUGACAUGAAUGGAGUUCUGUCUGGUCAUAAAAGUAAGAAACCACAUCCCUGAAAUUGCUGGCAAGACAAGGAAGGACAGUGUCUGAGGGGCGGGACUGCCCAGCCUGACACUUGUCUCCUGAGCCACCAGGUCAAUGCAUUUACCACUCAUUGCUUGUGGAGCUGAAACCUGGAUACUUCUCACAUUGACAGGUGGAGAUCACUACAAGAAAGACACAAAAAAUAUAAAAGAAACAGAUCACUCAUCUUUUGAGAGGUUAAAGCCCAGGCAUAGCAGUGCAUUCUUCAGCGUUAGCAGUUCUGAGUGUGAAACAGGAGCCAAUGUCCCAGCUGGCAGCAGGACACUUGCAGGAAAGGGACCUUUGCUGGGGAAAGGCAGCAGAACUAUGCCAUGAAACCACCAGAGGGUUCAGGGAGUGAGAAACUUGGUUCCUGUGCCCCCAUUUUGCCAGUGUUUCAGCAUUACCCACGGCACAUGCCAUUUAACCUCGCAGUGCCUCAGCUCCUCCAUCCAGGAACUCAGGAGCUCUAGGAUUUGCCUACCUCACAAGGUGCCCAGAGGCUCAACAGGCUCAGAUAGCACGUGGGUGGGGCAUGCCUAUCAUUUCUGAGCAGGUCACCCAGUGGAAUCCAAUUUUGUAUUUGUUACCAGUGAGUUCUUCAAACACAUACUCUGAACCAGUCCAGCUGGAAGAAAGCAGGUAUCUCUCCUGCCUUAUGAUGCUAUUACAACUCCCUUGCAUUACUGUGAUAUUAAACCAGGGAUAAAUGUAGACAAACAGCCAAAACUGUGAGCACUGUCAAUGAAUAAUGCCUCCUGGCAUACAAACCCCAGGAAGUCCUAGUGCUUUACUUUGCCAUUUCUUUUUAUUGCACCUCCUGCUCCCUUAGAAGUUAUAUGAUGGCAAAGAUGUCCUUUAGGUUCUAUCAUCUUUGUACUAGCAUUCCCAGUAGUUUUAAUGUCUAAUGGGCAUCUUUUGGAGAGGAUACCUUACUGUUAUUUUAUUUGCAUGUGUGCAUAACUGAUAGAAAUUGAUGUCUGCUUUUGUCAGCCUAUAAAACCAUCAAGAGGAUAUUUUUUCACUGAAGCAAAAAAGAAAUCCCUCCUCUAUCUUAGGCAUUACUUAAGCUCGUUAUUAAUUGAAACAGUAAAUUAAAAGUAUAGAUGCCAAUAAAGCCAAGACUUCUCCUUCAGUCAUCAUUAUGAAUUGAUACUUUUCUGUUUAUUCAGAGGAGAGUGGCUAGACAUGAAGCCAGAACAAAUAUUUGAAGUGUGGAAUUGACAAUAUAUUUCACCUUUGAUUUCCACUGGAUUACAAGAGACUCCAUGAGCACUGUCCAGCUUCCAGUUGCCAGCUCCCAAACUCAAUGUUUUGAGAGAGAGAGCCUGAAGCUGGGCUCUGAAUGCUGUUUGAUGGAUACAACCCAAUUCUGUGAAGCACUGAGCAGAUGAACAAUGAACCUACUGAAGGAAAGGAUUUUCAGAAGUGCACAGGAGAUCUGGGCAAAUUGAGGUUACUGAUGAAAAUGCCUUCUCUGGGCAACCUGGUCAAAUUGCAAAGAGAGAAAAUGUCAGCUCUGCUCAUUCUAGGUCUGGCUCCAUUGCAAUUUGACUUCUAACCAAAACAUGUCUUUAAGAAAAAGUAACUAUAUAGAUAUGUGCACAUAUGUAUAAUGUGUAUGCAAGCAUAAUGUAUAACAAAGGAAGACACUGGGAUGUGUACCUAUGUUAAAUAGUGUCCAUGUGUGAAAUUGCAAUAUAUUGUAUGUAAAUUGCCAUUUAUUAUGCCCAGAAAACUUACUAUGUUGAAUGGAAAAAAGGCUCUUAUUGCCAGUCAAGGGCCAAGAAAUGAGAUAUUGGCAAAAAAAGAUGGGUUCUUUUUUUUUUCUUUCUGAAAAAGGAGGUGUUGAGAAGGGUGCAAGCAAUACUGAUGCUAAACUUGUGCAGUGGGUACAAUCCACUGUGCUGAUUGCUGUAAUCAAACCUGGUAAUAAAAUAACAGCUGGAAAGGGUGGAAAAGAGUAAAUUUCAUGGUGUGAACUUUAAAAUGUGAUUUUAAUUCUGUUUGGAAAUCUGUACCUAUAAGCUGAUACCCAGGGGCAAAGGAUGUGAAUAAACACCUCAUUUGUAAUUGAUUUCAAGUAAAAAUACAUUUCAAAAGGUGGAAGAAAUGUAGUGGAAGCCUUCGAGUACUUUGAAGUAUGCAAAGCUCUUUGGGAAAAGGGAGCUGUUAAUUACAGCUAUAAGCUAUGGAUACCUUUUGUGAAAACUGCAACCCACAACUGAAGAAAGUUUAAUAAUUGCUUUACAGUUAAUGGCCCAUUUUCAAAAGAUCAAGUGGCAGGUAUGUAUCUCAAUCUCAUCUGACUGCAAAUGAGAACUUG
Molecule: messenger RNA, 7198 nt
Organism: Prinia subflava (tawny-flanked prinia)
Lineage: Eukaryota; Metazoa; Chordata; Aves; Passeriformes; Cisticolidae
Product: gamma-aminobutyric acid receptor subunit rho-2
Exons: 9
Coding region: 1912-3381 (489 amino acids)
Biological process (GO): regulation of membrane potential; chemical synaptic transmission; signal transduction
Cellular component (GO): synapse; neuron projection; plasma membrane
Molecular function (GO): extracellular ligand-gated monoatomic ion channel activity; chloride channel activity; neurotransmitter receptor activity
Source: RefSeq, a predicted model, not a curated record